Cotesia congregata is the source of this 519-nucleotide messenger RNA. Lineage: Eukaryota; Metazoa; Arthropoda; Insecta; Hymenoptera; Braconidae. The record is from the annotation of a GenBank genome assembly.
AUGAACCAUUCGGGAAGCGGUAAACGUCAGGCGAAGGUAUUGGAAGAUAAUUAUUGGGACUGUAGUGUCUGUACGUACAGAAAUACAGCAGAAGCAUUCAAGUGCCUAAUGUGCGACGUGCGUAAAGGUACUUCUACGCGGAAACCCCGCAUCAACCCUCAACUGGCUGCUCAACAGGCUGCACAGCAACAGUACGUGCCGCUGUUGAAGCCAGGAAAAAAAGAAGGCGGCAGUGGGAGCAGUACGACAAGUUCGUCGAAAGAUAACAAAGAACGCAAAUUGGAUAAGCCCAGGAGGAAAAACCGACAUCCGCCUAGGUUGAAAAAUGUCGAUCGCAGUACUGCGCAAACCAAUGAAGUAACUGUUAAUAAUGUUACCGUAAUUAUAACUGAAUAUAAACCUAAAGUUAAAAAGAACUCUGACCAGUCGGGCUUAUCGAGUAGUGCUUCUUCAGAGAAUGGAAGUCAGCAUGACUCAAAUCAAGACUCAAGGAGUCUAGAUAUUGGUACUGAUGCUUAG